AUGUGGCAGUUGAAGACGACACUAAUGGGUCCUUUGUCCCUAGACUCAUUUGCACAGGAAGCAAACGGGCAGAGAGUGUGUGUGAGACCACCGAGGCCGAGAGAACGCACAUUUGCAAUACCGUAUUACUUCGACCGAUCAAGGAUCUUCAGGCGGACAUACUAUAUCUUCAUCACUGUUGGCGCAUGGGACAUGCACGUGACGACGCGACGCGGCCCAGCGGAUUCGUUGACCACGACUGAGGUCCUUUUCAUCACCAAUAUUGUCACCCCCGAAGAUCGCUGUUGGCCUGAAGAUCGCUGUUGGUUCGAAGAUCGCUGUUGGUUCCUGAUAUUCACUUUUUGCUCAUUCGCACCGCAACACUUGAUACGAGUAGCGACGGACGGAAGGACUGCGAAGACAAACGAAAGGCUCAGUCUGAUAGGAAUCGAUUUUGGUAUUAUUAUCAGUACCUGCGAAGUCAAACGAAAGGUUACGCGAUGGAAGCGUGCUAUUGGUUUUGAAGCAGGAUUAAAUAUCCUUCUCCAUCAUACCCAUUUUAGCGAUACAAGCACUGAAUGGCGGUAUAUCUAGCACGAACACUGGAUCAUUAUAGCCCCCAACAUAUCGCACUCGCUCUCACCUAACUCUCGAAUAUGACCGU
Messenger RNA from Suillus subalutaceus, 643 nucleotides. RefSeq lists its product as uncharacterized. The record is from RefSeq and is a predicted model, not a curated record. The transcript is spliced from 7 exons. The coding region runs from base 1 to 573 and encodes 190 amino acids. NCBI's taxonomy places the organism in Eukaryota, Fungi, Basidiomycota, Agaricomycetes, Boletales, Suillaceae.